UCUGUUCAAAGUAUGAGAUCUAGAAACGAGGAGAACACAAGCCUCGUAAUUUCUAAAUUGACAACAUCAAAAACACUAAUUUUUACUAAACUCUUCCACACCCAAUCCCUCCUCACCUCACCUUCCCAUCCACAAUGACAACAACAACCGCCGCACCACUAAUCUCCGCCGCACUCCCAAUCUCAUCCGCCGCACCACAACCACGCAUCCUCUCUCUCCGUCGCACCGCCACCAUUCCAACAACCCUAACAUUUCCAACAACACUCACAAAGACCCCAAAAACACCGUCGAUACGAUGCGACGUCGCUUUACAAUCAGACACCUCAAUUUCAGCUUCAGAAGAAGAAGAAUUGAAGAGUAAUUUAGAUAAAGUUGGGUCUAGGGUUAGGGUAAAAGCGCCAUUAAAGGUGCAUCAUGUGCCGAAGUUACCGGAAGUUGAAUUAACGCCGGAAAUGGAAGGGGUUAUUAAACAGUAUGUUGGAUUUUGGCAAGGGAAGCGUCUUUCUGCUAAUUAUCCCUUCAAAGUUCAGUUUUCGAUCGAUGUCGAAGAUCGUGGUAAGGUUAAAUUCUUUGCUCAUCUUAGGGAAGACGAGUUCGAAAUCAUUGAUUGAGCUCCAAUUCGGUUUUGUGGCUGACUUAUUGUAUUGUGAUUAGAUAUGAUAUACUUUUCAUAUUGUAUGUUGUUUUUAUUGUUAUCUGGGGUUUUCUGCAAUCUUGGUUGAUAAAUUGUUGUAUUUGUAUAUACAUGUACUCUAUUUUACUUGGUUAUUAUACUUAACAAGUUAAUAAA
This is a messenger RNA of Beta vulgaris subsp. vulgaris (sugar beet), 790 nucleotides long. Its product is annotated as ferredoxin-thioredoxin reductase, variable chain, chloroplastic. Bases 135 to 611 code for a protein of 158 amino acids. The record is from RefSeq and is a predicted model, not a curated record. Gene Ontology annotation, biological process: photosynthesis. NCBI's taxonomy places the organism in Eukaryota, Viridiplantae, Streptophyta, Magnoliopsida, Caryophyllales, Amaranthaceae. The transcript has a single exon.